AUGUCACAACGAAGAAACGGCGCGCCCGAGGGUGCGAAGGAGGCCAAGGGCGAUGGCAAGGAGCUCAAGGUAUCCGACAAGCAAGUCAAACUGCUCUCCCAAGACGCCGGCCACUUUUCUCUCGUGCGCGCGCUGCACCUUGCAGACUUUAUUACUGAGCUCAAUGGCUUCUGUGGUAUCAUGUCGGUCAUGUCGUCGCUCCGCUACUGCACCCAAGACAACCCGCACAACUAUACGAAUCUCUACUGGGCCCUAGGCUUCAUCCCGCUCGGUCUCUUCUUCGACUUCAUGGACGGCAAGGUCGCGAGGUGGAGGAAGAAGGCCAGUCUCAUGGGCCAGGAACUAGACUCUUUGGCUGAUCUCGUAUCCUUUGGCGUAUCCCCCGCAGCCGCAGCCUUCUGCCUCGGCCUGCGCACCCCAAUCGACCACCUUCUCCUCUCCUUCUUCGUCCUCUGCGGCCUCACCCGCCUCGCCCGCUUCAACGUCACCGUCGCCAUGGUGCCCAAGGACAGCACCGGCAAAUCUCAAUACUUUGAAGGCACCCCGAUUCCCAUGUCCCUGCUCAUGGUCCAGGUCAUGGCCUACUGGGUCUACAAGGGCUGGGUGCUCGAACAGGUUCCCCUUGGUCUUUGGCUGCAGGGUACGCCGUUUGAGUUUCAUCCCGUUGUCGCCAUGUUUGUCCUGCAUGGCUGUCUGAUGGUUAGCAAGACGAUUCAUAUUCCUAAGCCGUAG
This is a messenger RNA of Plenodomus lingam JN3, 732 nucleotides long. It is a transcript of the gene PPS1, whose product is annotated as tyrosine/serine/threonine protein phosphatase pps1. Gene Ontology annotation, cellular component: membrane. Gene Ontology annotation, biological process: phospholipid biosynthetic process. The record is from RefSeq and is a predicted model, not a curated record. Gene Ontology annotation, molecular function: phosphotransferase activity, for other substituted phosphate groups. NCBI's taxonomy places the organism in Eukaryota, Fungi, Ascomycota, Dothideomycetes, Pleosporales, Leptosphaeriaceae.